CAGUGGCCACAGAACUGGGGGCCAAAACCUAUAUACAAAUGGCGGGAAACUCCGCCUACUCUCAAUUAGCAACUCAAAAUUCCUCAUUUUCUAGGGUUUACGAAGCUCUAUGAUAAAUGAUAAUUAACAUUCAAUUUCUCCAAUUAAAAUCAAUAAUUGUUCAAUAGCAAUGCCGAUUUACAAAAUCAGAGGAAUCGAUGUUGAUUUCCCCUACAAUGCCUACGAUUCCCAGAUUGAUUACAUGAAUAGAGUUAUUCAAGCACUUCAAGAAAAAAACAAUGCAUUGUUGGAGAGUCCAACAGGAACUGGAAAAACUUUGUGUCUUCUAUGUGCUACAUUGGCUUACAGGGCAAGUUUGGGUCCUUUCUGUGCUGGUCAACCUGUAAAUAAAAACGAGUCGUCAGAUAGCCCAUCAUCGCAGACUGCUGGCUCUUUGCUGCCGAAAAUUGUAUAUACUUCUCGGACUCACAGCCAGCUUCGACAAGUGGUUCAGGAAUUGAAGAAAACCAAUUACAGACCAAAAAUGACUGUUUUAGGAUCUCGCGAGCAACUUUGUAUUCAUGAGAAAGUCGGAUUACUCAAAGGGAGAGCACAAUCCAAUGCCUGCUCUUAUGUUAGAAAAAGACGGAGCAAGCAUUAUUGUAAACAUCACAAGCUCACCACCGAUUUCGUAAAAAGCAACCCUCACAUUGGAAAUGAACCUAUUGACAUCGAGGAUUUGGUCAACAUUGGGAGAAGCUGUGGACCGUGUCCAUACUAUGUGUCACGUGAGCUGAUCAAAUCUGUUGACAUAUUGUUUGCACCCUACAACUAUCUCAUUGAUCGUUCAAAUAAAGAUUCCCUUGGAAUAGAGUGGAACAGCAGCAUAUUAAUAUUUGAUGAAGCUCAUAAUUUGGAAAGCAUAUGUUCAGAUGCCGCCUCUUUUGACUUGCCUUCUUCAUUGUUGUCUGCCUGCAUUUCUGAAGCAAAAAGCUGCAUUGACAUUUCUAUUCGUAGAAGAGACGUAGAGAAGUCAAGUGACAUGACUUCUAACCCUGACAAUUUUGCUAUUCUUAGAGCCCUUUUAUUGAAGCUCGAGAAGAGAAUUGCUGAAGUGCCGAUUGACUCCAAGGAACUUGGUUUUACAAGACCUGGUCCUUAUAUAUAUGAAUUACUUGCUGAUUUGAAUGUCACAAGUAAGACUGCAAGCAUGCUCACAGGAAAUAUAGAGGAAGCUGUUCUGCUGCUUGAAGAAGAUGCCAACGUAAUUGAAAGUAAAGAGUCGCAUGGAAACUCCUGCAGGUUGGAGACCAUGGGUGAUAUUCUCAAAACGAUCUUUAGAGACGGAGGUACUUCUCAUGCAAAGUACUAUCGUUUACAUGUUCAAGAGCGUUCGGCAAGUGAUUUUGAUUCUUUUAAAGGUAAUGUGUCUGGCGCUAGGACGCUCAGUUGGUGGUGCUUCAAUCCAGGAAUAAGCAUGGAAGACUUCUCUAAAAAGGGUGUUGGUUCUAUUAUUUUGACAUCAGGAACGUUGUCUCCCAUGGAUUCAUUUGCAUAUGAAUUUAAGCUAGAAUUCCCCAUACGACUGGAGAAUCCUCAUGUUAUAUCGUCAAGUCAGAUCUGGGCCGGAGUUGUACCAGUGGGUCCGUCUAGUUAUUCUUUCAACUCUUCUUACCGUAAUCGUGAUGUCCUAGAAUACAAACAGGAUUUGGGAAAUGCCAUUGUAAAUUUUGCUCGGAUAGUGCCUGAUGGCCUUCUUGUAUUCUUCCCGUCAUAUUAUGUCAUGGAACAAUGUAUUAGUUGCUGGAAGGACCAUCCUCGUGGAAAUGGGGCCAGACAAAGUACCAUAUGGGAAAGAAUAUGCAAAUUUAAACAACCUGUGGUUGAACCUAGACAGUCUUCAUUAUUUUCUACAUCGAUUGAGGACUUCACGUCCAAGCUGAAUGACCCAUCUACAUCCGGCGCUGUCUUUUUUGCUGUUUGUCGGGGCAAGGUCAGCGAAGGAUUGGAUUUUGCUGACCAAUAUGGGAGGGCUGUGAUUGUAACCGGAUUGCCAUUUGCCUUAAGGACAGAUCCUAAGGUCCGACUUAAACGUGAAUUUUUGGACGAACAUGUGAGGGACCAGAAUACAGGUCACAAGCCUCUAUCAGGAGAGGCGUGGUAUGAUCAACAAGCAUCUCGGGCUGUAAAUCAGGCUGUUGGACGUGUAAUCCGUCAUCGCCAUGAUUAUGGAGCAAUAAUAUUCUGCGAUGAAAGGUUUUCAUCUUCACAUCGCCAGGCCCAAGUUUCACGUUGGAUACAGCCUCAUAUCCAGUGUUAUUCAAAUUUUGGGGAUGUUGUUUACUCCUUAACCCGGUUCUUUCGUGCCGGAACUCAUCUUACUGUAAAGGCUGAACCAGAAGAAGCUGUUUGCAAAGGAAAGGCCUGCAGCGAAAAAGUCUCCCUAUCCCGUGAUAGUUGCUGUUCAGAAAUGAAAUUCAAAUCUGUUGCUGAGGAUGAAGACUGUUGUAUGAUCUCAUCAUCUGCCAGAAACAGUGUUGAUAGAGGCAAAAGUGAUAUCCAGCUAUACAAUAUUCCUCCAGCUAAUAGAUUGUCUGGUGUUCAUCAAAAGAAAAUGCAGUUUGUUGCAAUGAAGCAACCCAGUUUCUUACCUGGGAAUGGAAGCAAGUUGCAUCCUUCUGGGAUUACUUAUAGACAUCAAACCUCUGAAAUUAUUGACUUGACAAGUAAUGUUUCAUCUCAUCGAAAUUCAGAUGAACUGAUUGUAGGUUGCUCUUCUAAGAAAAAGAGAGUUCUUGACUUAAAGCCUGAUAAUAUGGAGCAUAAAAAGUUUCCUUGGGAGAAGACCCCUGCUAUCACAGAAGUGAAAUUGGAAGACACUCCAUUACGAAAUGGUUAUAUAGAAGCAGGAAAAUGUCCAAUUAGUUUGACUAAGAAAUUGAAAAGCAGCUCUGCUAGUUCUUCAGUAGAGGUUGGUGGUAUUCGUGGUAGUACGACUGCACAAGAAACGUCUUCCAGCCAGGCAAAUCAGGGUACUCCCUCUUUAUCUUCUCAGGACGAUGAAGCAAAAGGGCAUAAUUUUUUGGCACAGGUCCAACAGAAACUUAAUGAGUCCGAGUAUAAAGAAUUUAUUGGCUACAUGAAGGCACUGAAGUCAAAAGCUAUGAAAAUUGGUGCUGUUUUGCAAUCUAUUGCAAAACUGUUUUCUGGGCAAGAGAGGCUUUCUCUUCUUAGAAGAUUCAAGCAAUACAUCCCACAGAAGUACCAUUCUUUGUACGAUGAAUAUUGCAAUGGCAGAACAGAUACUACUUGAAAUGUAAGGAUCUUUUCCUGUUGAUUGCUAACUUGUAUGAGGAAUAUUGUAAAUGAGUUGGUGGAAAGUUCACACCUUCAAAGGGACUAAUCUUUGCAUCGAAUACUCUGUUCUCCAUCCUAUUCUGUAUUUAAACUCUGAUUUGGUCAUAAUCAUCUUUUAAAUUGCGAAAAA
Messenger RNA from Spinacia oleracea (spinach), 3466 nucleotides. RefSeq names its product regulator of telomere elongation helicase 1 homolog. Gene Ontology annotation, molecular function: DNA helicase activity; hydrolase activity, acting on acid anhydrides, in phosphorus-containing anhydrides; ATP binding. Gene Ontology annotation, biological process: negative regulation of t-circle formation; negative regulation of DNA recombination; telomeric loop disassembly. NCBI's taxonomy places the organism in Eukaryota, Viridiplantae, Streptophyta, Magnoliopsida, Caryophyllales, Amaranthaceae. The transcript is spliced from 23 exons. The record is from RefSeq and is a predicted model, not a curated record. Gene Ontology annotation, cellular component: nucleus. The coding region runs from base 170 to 3292 and encodes 1040 amino acids.